AUGAAAUUCACACUCCUUUCAUCCGGCGUCAUCGCCCUCACGACUAUCGUCCCCUCCAUAUCCGCCCACUCCUUCAUCUACUGGGCCGCUGGCGACGCCGACCCAAAUAUCCAAGGCUGGGCUCUCGGUUAUCGUACCACCACCCCGGCAAACGGACAAGGUCAACUCCCCUUCCAGCGAGACGUAGCCGUCUUCUCCAACCCCGCUGUCCCCUGUAAAGCAGGUAGAUGGCGUAAAACUUGUGAGAAAAGAGAGUACCUCCCCACUGGAUGCGGUCUCAGUCUCUUCUACAUCAAUAGAUAUCAUGAAUCGUAUAAUCCAAACAAGGAUAAACCAUACAAAAAAUCUGGGGGCAAAAAGAAUGAUUGUAAUAAGCUCCCUCAGGUCAGCAAGGGUGGUCACGUGAUUAUGAAGAUCCAUCAGGUCAAUGCCGAUGGUGCUGGACCUUAUCGGUGCUUCAUAGAUUAUGGCGGUAACGCGGGUACAUGGGCUGCGGAGUUGGCGGUUCAAUGGCAAGUCAAACACACCGGCAAGCAUUCAACCAACGACUACGGGUCCCUCAAGGACCAACAACUUCGAGUCAAGCUUCCAGAUAACAUGACCUGCGGUGGAUCAUAUGCCGGCAGGAACAAUAUCUGCAUGAUACGCUGCCAAAAUAGUGCCCCGAACGGCCCCUUCGGAGGCUGCGUUCCUAUUCAAGAGGUUCAACCUCCAGCAGCGACUCCAGUAGAGAUUCCACAUCAAGAGGAGCCAGCGCCACCACCACAAGAGAACCAACAGGAUGCCGACGAUUAUAACGGUGCCGAUAACGUUCAGGAAAACUAUGAUUACAACUAUUAG
Orbilia oligospora ATCC 24927 is the source of this 840-nucleotide messenger RNA. RefSeq lists its product as uncharacterized. NCBI's taxonomy places the organism in Eukaryota, Fungi, Ascomycota, Orbiliomycetes, Orbiliales, Orbiliaceae. The coding region runs from base 1 to 840 and encodes 279 amino acids. The transcript has 4 exons. The record is from RefSeq and is a predicted model, not a curated record.